Bursaphelenchus okinawaensis is the source of this 4011-nucleotide messenger RNA. The record is from the annotation of a GenBank genome assembly. Lineage: Eukaryota; Metazoa; Nematoda; Chromadorea; Rhabditida; Aphelenchoididae.
AUGCAAUCCCCAGGAAGCUGUUCAACAGAUUCCAGUGACUCAAACAAAUCGACAGAUGCUUUACAAACGAACAAGAAGUCGAAUGAAAAUCAAAGUUUUGAAAAAGUAUUUGACGUGAUAAAGCAUUAUGGUCGGUAUCAAGUAUUUACCUUUGUUUUGGUCCAAUAUAUUAUGUUAAACUCGGCUGGUAACUACUUGUUUAUAUCUUUUGCCACGUUGAAGCCAGAGUGCGAGAUCGAAGAGGUUAAUGUGAGUUUUUUCACUUAUUAUUCUUAUUAUUGGUUUCUUGACAUUAUAUGUUUUUUGGCAACUUUUUCUUUAUUUUAAAAAACUUUUUUAAAAUUUUUUAUAAUUUUUAAUUUUACAAUUAAAUUUUUUUUGGUCGAAAUGCUUUUAAAAUAACGUAAGACAGCAUGGUAAAUCAAAAACAAGCCAAAAUUAAUUUGAAAAAGUGCAUAAAUACCUAAAAAUAGCUCAAAAACAAUGUUUUUCUUUGUUCUUCAAUUGCAAACUCAUUUGGACUUCUUUCUCAAGAUUUUACCAGACGUGUCGGUGUAGUCGAAUAGGGAGCGCGCCGGCUUUCAAAGCGGAAGGCCAGAAGUUCGGGUCUUCAAGCUCUUUUUGCCUUUUUUCUAUUUUUUCAAAAUAGAGAAUUGGUUUUUUAAUAUCUUAACAUAAUAACCAUUGUUUUUAAGAGUUUUUAAAUUUAUUUUUACUGUUUUUAAAAAACAUUUAUAAAAAACGCCAUAUUUUUGUUUAAAAAAGGCAAAAAAUGAAAUCUUUCUUCUUUUUUUGGCAAAAAAAUAUGGUUUUGGCAUUUUUAUAACACUUUUAUUAAUAUAAAGUGUUAUUAUUCACUUUUCAUUAUGUUUUCUGGUAAUAUUAUAAUUAUAUUUAAUUAUUUCAAGGCCUCUAUAUUGACAAAAAGCUCUAUUCUAGUCGUUUUUUCAAAGAAAAUGUCAGUUAUACCUACAUUUUUGGGACAAAAAACUUACUUUUACUUAGCCUUGCUUUACGUUUUGUAAGCUUUAUCUUUCUAUAAUAUACUUUAGCUUUAAGCUCUACCUUACCUUAAUAUACUCCACCGUAUAGCAUCUUUAAAUUGGUUUAAUAUAUACAUUAUUUAGCAAAUUCCCGACGUCUGUGCAAAGAUAUCACUAUGUCCGUUGAAUCGCACCAGAAGUCCCUUCUACUCGUUAUACCAAGAUGACAGUUUUGUUUGUCCAAACAGUUAUCUACCGAAUAACAUGCAAACUCUGCAAGCAAUUGGCAGUGGUGUUGGGGCUUUACUCGGAGGACAUUUGGCUGAUGGGGUUGGGCGGUGGGUUUGAAAUUUUGAUUUUUGAAGUUUUUUUAAAAAUUUUUUAAGAUUAAAAAAUUUUUUUUGAUAUUUUGGUUUUUUCAAUUUUUCUUAAAAUCAAAUUUAUUUUUAUAUAUUUUUGAAUCUUUAAUUUCAGAAAAUGGGUAACGAACUCAGGAGCCUUUCUAAUGACAUUGUUCGGAUUUGUUGCUGGAUUCGCUCCGAAUGCCACUUGGUUGUGCGUUACCAUGUUCGGAAUGGGUUUGGCCUACGGUAUUUUAAUAGACGCUUUGAUGACAUUGACAACGGAACAAGUUGGGCCGAAAUACAGGAUUAUUCAGACGCUGGCUUUUCAAUGGACUAUUUCUAUGCAGGUGGGAUUGAUUUUAUUAAAUUUUAAAAAGGGUUUAAAUUUUUAAUUUUUUUUAAUUUUUAGAGCAAAUUUUAUCUUUAAAACUUUUUAUUUUAUGUUUACACAGCGCUUUUUCCUUGUGAAUGUAUUUGGGGCUUUUUCCAACACUUUUGCCAAACUGUCCUUGUAGUCGAAUCGGUUGCGCGCCGGCCUUUAAGAAAUGGGCGCUCAGGUUCGAAACCGGCUGCCGUUUUUGUUGUUUUUUAAUGUUUAUACUAUUUGAAAAUACUUUUUUGAGGUGAAAAUAGUAGUAGUAGAAGUUUUAAAUUUUUUUUGUAAUUUAAAACAAAUUUUUGUUGAAAAAAAGGUAUCAAAACACAAAAAAAACAACGUUAUUUUUCAAAAAAUAGCCAGUUUUUGAGUGUAAAUCUAAUGGUUUUAUAUUUAAAGUACGUUUUGUUAAUCUGUUUGUGAUAUAAAGGGUUUACAAACUCUAAACAUCAACUUUUUAGGGUUUUUUUGUUUAAAAUUUUAAUUUUUGAAAAAUUCUCCAAUUUUUUCAGCUAGCAGCCUGCAUUGCAUGGUUAGUUCGAGACUGGCGCAAGUAUUUACUGGUGAUAAACGGAGUUUGUUCUCCAGUUUUGUUAAUAAUGUACUUUUUCUGGGUGGAAUCUCCACGAUGGUUGAUUCAGAAGCGGAGGUACGAUGAAGCGGCGAAGGCGUUGAAUCGAAUUGGUUGGUGGAAUGGUAGUAAAGAAAUUUUUGACCAACAAAAACUGGUUGACAUGAAAAUCAAGGCUGAGAAAAGGUAAGAAAUGUCAUUCUUAGCCUUGCCGACCUGGUUUUAGCCCUACGCUACCUAUAGCUCUAGUUCUAGACCGGCACUUAGGCCUACAACUUAUACUUAGCCAUAAACAUGACGAUAGCCAUAGCCAUAAUCUUAGCUUUAGUUUUACUCUUAGCCUCAGCCUUGGAUUUAGCCUUAACUCUAGUUAUAACUAUGUCCCGCGUCAUAUUCUUAACCAUAGACUUGUUAAUUUAACAUUACUACCUUAAAACUUUUUUCAGAGAGCAAAUAUACUCAUUUACGGACUUGUUCACCCAUAAAAAGUUGUGUUCCUAUUCGAUUGUUAUGAUAUUCUCUGCGUUAACAGUUGAACUUUGUGGUGGAGUCAUCAUCUUUGACAUACAGGUAAGUUAGACUUAUUAAAAACUAGCCCACCUUUCACAUAAUUAAAAAAACCAGCACUUAAAAAGAUGGUUUACUAGUAUAAGAUAAUAAAAAUUUUUAGAUUUUGGCCGGAGAUCCGUUUUUGAACAUAGUACUAUACGGAGUAUUAAGGUUAUGGACACCGUUUUUCGUGGUUUUUAUUGAAACACAUUCGAACAGUGUCGGCAGGAGAAGUUUGUUUUUGUAUUCCCAAGGUAAGUACUGUAACUUUAGCCCAGAGCCCUAGCCCAGAGCCCUGGCCCAGAGUCCUAGCCGAGAGCCCUAGCCCAGAUCCCUAGCCCAGAGCCCUAGCCCAGAGCUUUAGCUCAGAGCCCUAGCCCAGAGCUCUCGCCCAGAGCCCUAGCUUAGAGCCUUAGCUAAGAGCCCUAGCCCAGAGCCCUAGCUUAGAGCCCUAGCACAGAGCCCUGGCCCAGAGUCCCAGACUUACCCUAGGCUUGGAUUUAGACUUAGUUUUAGCUUUAGCUCUAGUCUUAGAUCUAGAUUUAGUUCUAAUCUUAGCGCUAGCCCUUGUCCCGUCCUAGCUCUGGCUUUGGCCCUAGGUCUAACAUUUAGUCUUAGCUGGCCAUAGCUUUAGCUGUCCCUGUCCCUCGCUUUAGCUUACCUUCUGGUCUAGUAUAUACAGUAGUUUGCUUUAGUUCUACUCUAGCCUUCUUUCAAACUCUGCCAUGUCCUGUUACAUCCUAUUAUAAUACACCUUAUAGCCUCUUUAAACUCCAUUACUAUUUCCAAUUUUCAGCCUUUAGUAUCACCUGUUAUGCCCUAGUAAUAGUACUAGGUUUAUUCCCAGCCCUAUAUUUCUCCAAGAUCCUACGUACAGUACUAGCUAUGGGUGGUGCUAUGGUGAACUCAUCAAUUUUCUUCACCGCCUACAAACAAUACAGUAUGGAACUCUACCCCACUCUAAUGAGAGCCAUAGCCGUUGGUACGUUCGGCGUGGUAGAGAGGAUUGGGGGUGGAUUGGCGCCACAAUUAGUCAGUCUAAACUCAUUUGUUUGGACUGAUGCUGCUUUGGUCGUGGCUACGGUAAUCAUGGCCUGUUCUUGGUUAGCUGGACUGGCUAUUUUGCCUGAGACUAAGAAUAUCGACAUACCUGAUGUGGUGGAAGAGGAGAAGAAGAUUGAUGCUUAA